CGAAUCGAAUCGUAUCGUACUCACACGAAAAUUAUCCUCGCACCAUCCUGACGUGGCCAAAAGUUUCCCGAUUUCUAUCCGCUGGAAAACAAAAAAAAAUCAAGAAUAUCCCUGAUGGUCCUGCUGUCGGAAAUCUACUGCCCGGAGCAGAUUGUGAUACCGGAAAACUUUAACAACGUGCUCAAACUUUAUGCCAAAGCUGUCAUCCGUACACAGCCGUUUGAUUUAUUGCGCUGGUCCGCCGCGUACUUCCGGUGUUUGGCCCUGGAGCGGAUGCCCCCGGUGAAGCCACGCUACGAGCCGGAGCUGCGGCGCGGUCGUCUGUCGGCCGGGGCCCUGCGGGUGCUAAUCGAUCAGCUCGGCAAAGGCUAUUUCGUACAAAAACGGACCCUUCAGGAAAAGUGGCAAGGAUUGUGCCUGCCGGAAGACGAUCUAUUGAACAUCCUGUCGCUGUUGCGGAUGCUGGACUGGUCCCACUUGCACUGGCUUAAGAUUGUGGCCAUUUUCAUUGGCCUGCUGAGUGACAGCCUGCCACGGACAGCCGAAAUGAUCUGCGAACUUCUGACGGAGGAACCGGAAGGUGGCCCGUCGCCCGUGCCGCUUUGGAUGUUCAAGGAAUGCUUCCUGGCGGUGGCCCGGCUCGAUUGCGGUUCGGUGCAAACGUUCGUCGAUGGGAGGAAAGUUUUAGACGGCGGUCAACUGGAACGGAAGCAACCGAUGACGGAGAUGCCCAAAGUUUUAUCAACAAUUUCAUUUAAAAACGCCAUCAUCGACAAGUACAAGAGCGUCCUGGGACUGGACGCAAAGUCCCCCACCACCAUCGAUGCCGAACUUCUGUCCACCGAUGAUCGAUUUUCGGAAAGGUCAGACCUACCUUCCCGCUUGGAUUCGGAUUUUAAAUUUGUAGGCGAUGACACCGAUCCGUACGAAGUUGUACGGCGCGCACCGGACUUCGAGAGUGUAAUCAUUCUUCUGGGUGAGCUUCAGGAAGACAAAUUAAAGCAGCAGCUGAGUUCGAUUAGCAUCUCGGAGGAAAAGUUGGAGCGUGCCAAGGAGCGUACCCAGCGUUUGGAAGACUUGAAGGAAAGUCUCCCGGAAUACGAUUUCGAAAAGCUCAUGGAAGCUGAACGGCAACAGCUUCUGAACGACAUGGGCCCUCCGUGGCUCCUUCUAUACCUGUUCUCGCGAACGGCCAGUCGGGAUCGUUCGUACAAUUAUCUGGAGGAAACUUCCAUCGAAGACGAUGCCUCCGUUGCAGGUUAUUCAAAUGAUAGCUACGAACUGCGCGAAGCAGAUAAGCUGGAACGUAGUCCGGAACCGGACGACGAUGAUGACGACCACGACGGUGAAGACGAGUUAGAAGUGAUGCAUGACAUCGGUCGCCGUCGUUCGAGUUACUCGAUUCCCGCCUCGGUUCGUUCCCGAAUGAGUUCCAUUUAUUCGUCCGCUACGCGGAUCGCAAAUGAAGUCCUCUCCCGAAUCAUCUGCAUGGUCGAUGAAGCGAUCAUCGAUGGCGAGUGUGAACUGUCGGUCCCGUCGAUUGCCAGCUUCGUCGAAAAGAAGAGCAACGAGGAAUCCAGCAUCAGUCAACAUGAUUUUCAAACGCUGCAGGACUUUUUGGAGGAAGCUGAAAAGAAAGAUCUGGAGGUGAAGGAUCUGAACGAGUUGUACCACUUUUUUGUGAGUGAAAGCUUCAAAGCGGCCGGAGAGGAUCACGAGCCGAAGAAGGAUCGUAGCAAGGAAAUCACGUCGAUAUUCGAAGCGAGUGGCAUCGAGGUCGAUAAUAACCUGUUGGAUGCUCAGGUAUCCGAGAACAUGAUUCUGGGAUUGGUACACAAGGAAGCGGAACAGGAGAAUGAACAGGCUCCACCAAGCCCAACCGUUGAAGAACACGCGGGAGAUGAAGAGGGCAGGAUGGGCGUUGGUUUGGAAUUACAAGCCGUAGUGGAGGUUGUUGAGGAUGAAGUUGCGGAUGAAUCGGAACCACAUGGUGUUGGACCGGCAGUUGCAACACAAACUGACCCUUUGAGCAUUAAAUGUACCGAUCUGACGCGUCGUCGGUCCUUGACCCGAAGUGCGGACGUCACGGUGGAGUAUAGUUGCAAGAUGCCGCCCCUUUCGGGGAUAGGUCCUCCACUGGAAGAGGAAACCGUUGAAGCAUUUCUCGCUUAUUUGACCAAGAGAGCGGUUCAGCAGCAGGGAUUGAUCUAUCCGAGAAAUUUUCGUGAACCCCCAUGUCCCAAAAUUGGUUGAGCGUUGUGUGAUGGAUUGCUU
Messenger RNA from Ochlerotatus camptorhynchus, 2274 nucleotides. RefSeq lists its product as uncharacterized. The record is from RefSeq and is a predicted model, not a curated record. Lineage: Eukaryota; Metazoa; Arthropoda; Insecta; Diptera; Culicidae. Bases 115 to 2253 code for a protein of 712 amino acids. The transcript is spliced from 7 exons.